Molecule: messenger RNA, 495 nt
Organism: Morchella sextelata
Lineage: Eukaryota; Fungi; Ascomycota; Pezizomycetes; Pezizales; Morchellaceae
Exons: 1
Coding region: 1-495 (164 amino acids)
Source: RefSeq, a predicted model, not a curated record
AUGGCCACCUACGCUACCCGACUUCAAAACGUUCUUGGGCCAGUUGUUGAGAGGGCUCGACGGUGGUCGCAGUCGUCGGCCGCUGAGGAGCGUCCUGCACCUCCUAUUCCAGCCCUCUCAGAUGAGGAUCACGAUUUCUCAGCCGCAGAAUCAGCCAUCGCGACACCACUCCAUUCCCCUCGUGCCUUAGAGCCAGUUUUCGAAUCUUUCGAUGCAGACCCGGAAGACGGAGCUUCCGAGCAGGCAUUAGCAAUCGGUGAUCCUUCUUCAAGGUACCGGCCCCCCAUGUCAGGUCAAUCAAACGAAUUCGCGAAUCGGACCCCCGAAUCACCACCGUCAACAUGGAGGUCGCCAAUAUCUUUCUCGGACUUACCUACUACCUUAUCCCCGACCUCGGAAGACAAUUCGGCAUUACAGAACCCCGCGAAAUCUGCGCUCCCGGAAGAGGAUGGACAGAAGUUUUUGCGCCAAAAGCUUGUCGAGAUCUCAAGCUGA